This is a messenger RNA of Vombatus ursinus (common wombat), 1357 nucleotides long. RefSeq names its product lysophosphatidic acid phosphatase type 6-like. Bases 16 to 1329 code for a protein of 437 amino acids. The record is from RefSeq and is a predicted model, not a curated record. Gene Ontology annotation, biological process: dephosphorylation. Lineage: Eukaryota; Metazoa; Chordata; Mammalia; Diprotodontia; Vombatidae. Gene Ontology annotation, molecular function: phosphatase activity. The transcript is spliced from 10 exons.
CGGGGCGUGGACACCAUGCUGUCCAGGCUCUUCAGCAUGCGCGUCUGGGCGCCCGUGGGCGUCCUCACCUCGCUGGCCUAUUGCCUUCACCAGCGCAAGGUGGCCCUGGCCGAGCUGCGUGCUGACCGAGGGCCGCCGGCCACCGACCCCAAGCAGCUGCAGCUGAAGAUGGUGCAGGUGGUGUUCCGUCACGGGGCGCGGACGCCCCUCAAGCAGCUCCCGCAGGCCGAGCAGGUAGAGUGGAAUCCCACCCUGUUGGAGAUCCCCGCCAAAACUCUGUUUGAUUACGUAGUAACUAAUCUUGCUGGUGGACCCAGACCUCCCUCUCCCUAUGACAGUGAAUACCAACAGACCAAGCUGAAGGGUGGCGUGUUUGCAGGACAACUGACCAAAGUGGGAAUGCAGCAAAUGUUUGCCCUGGGAGAGAGGCUGAGAAGGAACUAUGUAGAAGACAUCCACUUCCUCUCCCCGACGUUCAAUCCGCUGGAGGUCACUGCUCGUUCUACUAACAUAUUUCGGAAUCUGGAAUCAACCCGGUGUUUGCUUGCUGGACUUUUCCAACACCAGAAAGAAGGUCCAGUCACCAUCCUCACUGAUGAAGCAGACUCUGAAAUCCUGUACCCCAACUACCAAAACUGCCACUCCCUGAGACAGAUGGUCAGGGUCAGGAAGCUGUCGGCCUCUCUGCAGCCUGGGAUCUCAGAGGAUUUGAAAAAGAUACAGGAAGAGAUGGGCAUAGAUGGGAGCAAAGACGUGGACUUCUUCGUUCUGUUAGACAAUGCGUUAGCAGAGAAGGUUCACGGGCUCCCCAGUUGCCCCAUGCUAAAGAAAUUCACACAGAUGAUUGAGCAGAGAGCUGUUGACACAGCCCUUUAUAUCCUGGGGAGCAGAGACAGGGAAGGACUUCAGAUGGCAGUUGGCCUCAUACUGUACACCCUACAGAACAACAUGCUAGAAGCAGUGAACUUAUCUACUGCACCCAGAAACACCAGAAAGCUCUACCUCUAUGCCACCCAUGACGUGACCCUCAUGCCCCUCUUAAUAACACUGGGGAUUUUUGACCACAAGUGGCCCCCCUAUGCUGCAAACCUGAUCAUGGAACUCUACCAACACCAGGAGUCCAAGGAUUGGUUCGUUCGACUUUCUUACAAUGGCAAGGAACAAGUGGUGAGAGGCUGCCCAGCAGGAUUGUGUCCCCUGGCAGAGUUUCUGAAUGCGCUGUCACCUUACACUGUGAGCCCAGAAGAGUACACCAUGCUCUGCUCACAGCCAGCAAAUAUGGGCGUUGGAAAUGACAAGCGAUCAGAUGGCACACCUGUGGGAGACUAAUUUUUAAAUAAAGACCUGUUUGCAUAAA